AAUCGAACCACUAUUUCUUGCCACUCACCAUGAAUCGCUUUACACGUCCUUUGGCACGAUUGACCUUUGUCUCCCCGGCUGUCAUUUCUUCACGAUCCUUUGCCACGGCCUCUGCCACAGUGGCUAAACAUCGCUGGCCAUCCGCCGCCCGGGUAGGUGCUUGGGCCGUUUUGGGAUUGGGUUUCGGCAGUGCUUAUUAUGCCUGGCAAACACAACAUUCUGUGGUUCUUUCCGAAGCUGCCACCGCUUACGCUGGCACGGUAGAAGAUCCUGAGACAAAGCUUGCAUUUCCCAUCAACUUGCAGACCGGCUCUGAAUGGAAACGUCUUAUUGGUUUGGGGGCCCGACAAGUGAGUUUCAUGAACCUUAAUGUCUACGUUCUCGGAUUGUAUAUGCGAGGCGAGGAUAUUGGCGCAUUGCGACAGGUUGAAGGCUGGAAGGAUUUCGAUAAACGCGAGUUCUUGGGAGACGAGAAACUGGCCUUGGCAUUGCUGCAUCAGCCGAUGGAUGUCAGUAUUCGUAUUGUUCCUGUUCGAGCCACGAAUACCCAACAUUUACGUGAUGGAUUUACCCGAGCGUUGUUGCAACGUAUGCGAGAACAGAACGCCGACUGGACCGAGGAUCAGGAGAUGGAUGUGAUUAAAGGCAUUCAAGAAUUCAAGACCAUUUUUAUCAACGCCAAAGUGAAAAGCAAUACAGAGUUUGUAUUUACAAAGACGAGGGAAGGUGGACUUAAAAUGGAGUUCGAGGGAAAGGAUUUGGGCACGGUUAACAACAAGUGGGUCGCUAUUAACUUUUUUAUGGGAUAUUUGAAUCCCAAGGCGCCUGCGAGUGAGCUGGCUCGACAAGAUAUUGCGAAAGGAUUCGAGAAACUAAUGGUAUCAGAAAAUGAAGACAAAGAAAAGAAAUAGCAUACAUGAAUGAACCUUUCACUUUUUUAGCAAAAUGAAUGCUCGAGACAGUUAUAUAGGGAA
Messenger RNA from Radiomyces spectabilis, 974 nucleotides. Its product is annotated as chalcone-flavanone isomerase-domain-containing protein. NCBI's taxonomy places the organism in Eukaryota, Fungi, Mucoromycota, Mucoromycetes, Mucorales, Radiomycetaceae. The record is from RefSeq and is a predicted model, not a curated record. The transcript has 7 exons. Gene Ontology annotation, molecular function: intramolecular lyase activity. The coding region runs from base 30 to 911 and encodes 293 amino acids.